AUGUUUGACACAGUCUGUACGCUUCCACUGUCCUCGGACCUGUUUACGCAGGCUAUCCACCCCAAGGAACCUGUUGUUUCCGUCGGUCUGGCUGCAGGCCAUGUUCAAACGUUCCGUUUGCCGUCAGAAGAGAGCGACAGUGACGAUGAUGCCUCGACUUCGUCCUCACGCAAUGGCAAGGGCCACAUUGACACCAUGUGGAGGACACGGCGGCACAAGGGCAGCUGUCGCUGCUUGGUGUUUAGCGUUGACGGAGAGAUGCUGUACUCCGCUGGAACGGACGGUCUGGUGAAGAUGGCCAAGUCAGAGAGUGGACAGGUGGAGAACAAGAUUGCAAUCCCUCUCGAAAAGAAUGGCUCAAUUGAUGCGCCCACCGUCAUUCACGCCCUCUCCCCUCAGACCCUUUUGCUUGCGACCGACUCAAGCGCUUUGCAUCUCUACGAUCUCCGUAUUCCUUACUCUAAGGUGUCUGCGCGACCUGAGCAGUCGCACCACCCCCACGAUGACUACAUCUCCUCUCUUACUCCUCUUCCUCCCUCCGACACCAGCACCUCCGGCUUCAGCAAACAAUGGGUCACGACCGGCGGCACUACUCUAGCAGUGACCGAUCUGCGCCGGGGCGUCCUAGUCCGCAGCGAAGAUCAAGAGGAGGAAUUGGUCAGUUCUGCCUUCAUCGGCGGACUCGCCAACAGCGGCACUAGCCGCGGUGAAAAGGUAGCUGUGGGUGGAUCUAAUGGCGUUCUUACGCUCUGGGAGAAAGGCGUGUGGGAUGAUCAAGACGAGCGGAUCUACGUCCACGGCGGCACCGGUGGUGCAGAAACAAUUGAGACUCUGGUCACGGUGCCAGAUGAGUUGGGCCGGGGCAAGAUGUUGGCGACCGGUCUCGGCAAUGGAUUGAUCAAAUUCAUUCGCAUCGGUCCCAACAAGGUGUCGUCCGAGGUUGUCCACGACGAGACCGAGGGUGUGGUUGGCCUUGGCUUCGACGUCGAGGGCCGCAUGGUCUCGGGUGGUGGUCAGAUCGUCAAGGUCUGGCAUGAAACUGUGAAUGGUUCGGGAGAUAUCCUGGCUGGGGAGAAGCAUAUGAUGGGUGACAGCGACGACAGUGAUGAUGCCUCUGAGGACAGCGAUGCAGAGGAGCGACGCAAUGCGAAUGCCAACGAACGCAAGAAGCGCAAGAAGGGCAAGUCGGGCCGUGGUACUGGACCUGAUGUCCUGGCUUUUGACAUGGACUGA
Molecule: messenger RNA, 1233 nt
Organism: Penicillium daleae
Lineage: Eukaryota; Fungi; Ascomycota; Eurotiomycetes; Eurotiales; Aspergillaceae
Product: WD40 repeat domain-containing protein
Exons: 2
Coding region: 1-1233 (410 amino acids)
Molecular function (GO): protein binding
Source: RefSeq, a predicted model, not a curated record